Molecule: messenger RNA, 3121 nt
Organism: Spathaspora passalidarum NRRL Y-27907
Lineage: Eukaryota; Fungi; Ascomycota; Pichiomycetes; Serinales; Debaryomycetaceae
Product: PDPK1 family serine/threonine-protein kinase
Exons: 2
Coding region: 1-3072 (1023 amino acids)
Biological process (GO): peptidyl-serine phosphorylation; intracellular signal transduction
Molecular function (GO): protein serine/threonine kinase activity; ATP binding
Source: RefSeq, a predicted model, not a curated record
AUGAAUGGAACCGACAAUAGUCUAGCUGAUCUACACGAAUCCCUAGAUGAUAUCUAUCGUGGUUACGUCAUGUCCAAUGGGAGCAGCGGCAGCAUAUCCACCCUUGAGGACGAACCGCACACCAACAGCAACAGUCACAAGAAUCGACUUCCAGACGUUCACAUUUCAUCUCGACUUUCCAGUCUAGGGGUUGAUGAUGACGAUUACCGAAGAGCCAAGAGCGCACCUAUGACUCCCAAGUCAGGGGAGGACUCUUUUGAUUUCAACCCUCGGCAUAAUUUACAGCCCAAGGCUACCACCAAUUCCAGUUUGAAUGUGUUGAUAGACUCUAAUGAUGUUUAUGAUGACGAUUUCACUAGGAUGGUGGAUCGUCGAUUACAAGCAAAUAAGGCAAAACAUGGCGAUGUAUCAACUGUUGACGACGACGGUGACAACGUCAACGACGAAGCUGAUGGAAUACCCCUUAGUCCAGAAAUGGCCUUGCAAAAACAAAAGGAAGAUAAAGAAUGGCAAGAACGUGGCAGUGCAUCAAAACAAAUAACCACCGAGUCUGGUGAGGUGAAGCUUAUCCGACGCACCGUUAAGGAUUUCAAGUUUGGUAAAUUGAUUGGUGAAGGGUCGUAUUCAACUGUGGUGCUCGCGGUCGACAAGAACACUUCAAAACAGUAUGCGAUUAAGAUCUUGGAUAAACGUCACAUCAUCAAGGAGAAGAAGGUCAAAUAUGUCAAUAUUGAAAAACAUGCCUUGAACAGAUUGACCAACCGAAUGGGGAUCAUUUCACUUUACUUCACAUUUCAGGACGUCAAUUCGCUUUAUUUCGUGCUUGAUUAUGCAUCCAAUGGUGAGUUGCUAUCGUUGAUUAAAAAGUACAACACUUUGAAUGAAGAAUGUACUCGCCAUUUCGGGGCCCAGAUCCUUGAUGCGAUCCAAUAUAUGCAUGAUAAUGGAGUAAUCCAUCGUGAUAUUAAGCCCGAGAAUAUUUUGCUUGAUGACAAUAUGAGAAUCCGAAUUACUGAUUUUGGAACAGCCCGUUUAUUGGAGAAAAAGGAUGAUGACAGCGAGGAUUACCCUCUUGAUGUGCGUGCCAAAUCCUUUGUCGGCACGGCUGAAUAUGUUAGUCCAGAGUUGCUUGAAAACAAAUACUGUGGUAAACCAGGUGAUAUUUGGGCCUUUGGAUGUAUCAUAUAUCAGAUGAUUGCUGGUAAACCGCCGUUUAAAGCCACCAAUGAAUAUUUGACAUUUCAAAAGAUUACCAAGUUGCAAUAUGCAUUUAGUGCUGGGUUCCCUUCGGUUAUCAGAGAUUUAAUCAAGAAGAUUUUAGUGUUGCAGCCAUCUAAAAGAGCGACAAUAUCCGAGAUUAAAAAUCAUUACUUCUUCCGUCAAGUCAAUUUCAAUGAUUUUGAUCUGAUUUGGAAGGAUCCACCAGAAUUGGGCCCAUACAAGAUGAGUGCUGAGUCAAUGAUGAAAAUUCCAGAAAUCACCACCAGUUCAAUCACAGUUACUAAACCAAAGAAACCCAAGGUCAAGAAAACCACUGGAACUGCAAGCCCAGUAGAAAGACCACCUAAUCCAACUAGAUUGACUACUGAUUCAGUCAAUGCCGCCAGUGUAGCUGCAUUUGUACUUAACAAAUCACAACCCAAUGAUGAUACAACUGCGAAACCAAGUCCUUCACCUCAGGAAACCAAAAAGGCGUCCACACCAGAUUACAUUCCAGGAACCAACAUUCUUCGUCCUCAAGUACGUACAGCAUUCACCCGGGCUAGUAGUUCACGUCAACAGUCGUCGCAACUACCCACUCCAUCUACAUCAAGUACAUCUGUUACCAACAUUCCGAAAUCAAGUUCUUCUGCAAGUACUCGAGCAUCAAAGGUGUUGGAAGUCACCACACUUACACCACUUGACAUUGCUUGGCUCUCAUUUCUCAAUCAUAACGACGAGCGUGUGCUUCGGAUUGGUCCAGUUAUUGCACAUGUUGAAGCAACUGAUAGUUUUGAAAGACAUAAUAAGGGGUUACUCCAUGCCCUGCCAUUGAGUAUGGCGGCCUCCAAACCAAGAGGAAUGAGUUUAUUGUCACAAAUGGUGAAUGGAGAAUCGGCUAACAAUGGCAAUGGCGGUGCCAAUAGUCAGUAUCGAAAUGAAGGAGUUGCCAUUUUUGACCAUGCCAAGGGGUUAUCGCGUUCUGAUACCCGAAGCUCGACCCAGAGCAAGAAGUCGUCGCUUCUUAAAAGAUUUGGGUUUGGUAAAGAUAAGGAAACUACCGGAGGAGGGCUGGAUAAUGUGUUUUCCAGCACGAUGUUGGAAAAGCCACAGACAUGCACGAUGGUGAUCACUACCCAUGGCCGAUGCUUGAUUUGUCACCGACAAGAAGAAACUUCUGAGUAUGCGCUUAUUUAUGAGAUUAAGUUGAAGUAUCCAUUCAUUCAUUUUCAAGAGUUGGUGAAUAGAAGCAGCUCCAAUAAGUUUUCGCAAGCAUUGCCAACUACGGGGACGUUUGUGAUUAGUUCCUUGCAAACAUCGUUUAUAUUUGAAGUAGAAUCCCAAGAAUUGAAUCAAUGGACUGAAGCAUUGACGAAAGCGAAGUUGAAUGAGAUUGAAAGAGAGAAGGUGGAGUUUGAAGCAUUUAGGAAUAGUCCCUCGCAGGCAAACACUCCAGAACAACCGGAAUCUAGUAAUCCAUCGUCGAAACGAUCAUCCACGCAGAAACGGCCACAAUCACCGGUAGCAUCUCCUCCACCGCCUCCUCCUCCACCACUCCACCACUCGCAUUCACAGGCACAUAGGAAACCACCGCCAUCGAGCCCUCCACUUCCGAGCGAAUUAAAUAUGCAUACAGGUCUUCCUCGAAAUUCCACUGAUAGUGGCUGGUUACAGGCGGCACAAAUAGCGGUAUCUAACCAAGCGCCACAAUCGCAAGAGCAUAGAAGGACUAGUUUUAGUAAAGAUGAGGGUUCUGCGCGAGCCAAGGUCAUUAGAACUACCAGUGGUGGUGCGAGUGGUAAUGGUGGGCCUAAACCGGCUAUUACUUCGUUGAAUUCGAAGCUAUUGGCUAGAAGUAACCGUAAGAAAUAGAAUAAAAUAUAUAGCACACUCACGUAUAAUAGAGAACAUAUCUAUUUAC